This is a messenger RNA of Lingula anatina, 3706 nucleotides long. Its product is annotated as hepatic leukemia factor. Lineage: Eukaryota; Metazoa; Brachiopoda; Lingulata; Lingulida; Lingulidae. Gene Ontology annotation, biological process: regulation of transcription by RNA polymerase II. Gene Ontology annotation, molecular function: DNA-binding transcription factor activity, RNA polymerase II-specific; RNA polymerase II cis-regulatory region sequence-specific DNA binding. The record is from RefSeq and is a predicted model, not a curated record. Gene Ontology annotation, cellular component: nucleus.
AUUCGCAUAUGGUAAUUAGGAUAAAAGGAAAACAUUGCCCGCUUCUGUGGCACACACGAAUCCACGAGACCUGUAAGACGGAAUUCACGAAAAUAUUUCAUCAUGGCUAUGGGUACUACUGGCGUCUCUCUCCGCUCACUCUUGGAGAAUCCAUCUUUCUUGAGCGUGUGUGCGCCAGGUGCGGGUGACAGUGAACCAAAGAGAAGUACUCCAGUCGACAAGGCAAAAGCUCUCAGUUCCUCCCCCAGCUAUGAUGCUGCCUCAGCUUUCCUGGGGCCCCAGAUUUGGGAUAGGACCCUGCCCAUGGAUAAUGAUUUCAAGCUGGAAUACAUGGACCUGGACGAGUUUCUCUUCGAGAAUGGCAUACCACUGACUCACGAAGACGGUGUGGGGGAGGAGGAGGGAGACAGCCAGUCCUCCAAUGCCUCCUUGACCAUUGCUCCCGAGUCUCCCCCUGCUACUUCACUGCCUUUGAUACAAAAACUGAGACAGGUUUCUCAGUCUCAGCAGGGAGGAGAGGGUGGACAUUGUUUUUGUUGUCUCCUCAAAAUGCUGAAGGCAUUUCUUCAGCAGAUAGCAUUAGCUCGUGGUAAGCGUCAGCAUAUUAAAAAUGCAGGUGACAGUGAACCAAAGAGAAGUACUCCAGUCGACAAGGCAAAAGCUCUCAGUUCCUCCCCCAGCUAUGAUGCUGCCUCGGCUUUCCUGGGGCCCCAGAUUUGGGAUAGGACCCUGCCCAUGGAUAAUGACUUCAAGCUGGAAUACAUGGACCUGGACGAGUUUCUCUUCGAGAAUGGCAUACCACUGACUCACGAGGAUGGUGUGGGGGAGGAGGAAGGAGACAGCCAGUCCUCCAAUGCCUCCCUGACCAUUGCUCCCGAGUCUCCCCCUGCUACUUCACUGCCUUUGAUACAAAUGUCUGCCUCCCCAAGUGCCAGUCCAAAACGGUCCAUGUCCUCCCCAGAACCAGGGGCUGCUGGCGGCAGCAUUGACAUUGAUAAAAUAAUCAAAGUUGACUAUGAAGUCAGUAAGUCCGAUCUGGCCUUGGCUACCAUUCCAGGUCAGGAUGGAUUUGACCCCAGAAGAACAGCUUUCUCAGAAGAGGAGUUGAAACCGCAGCCGAUGAUCAAGAAGUCGAAGAAGAUUUUUGUCCCAGAAGACUUGAAAGAUGAACGUUACUGGCACAGGCGCAGGAAGAACAACGUGGCAGCCAAGCGGUCAAGGGACGCCAGGCGAAUAAAGGAAAAUCAAAUAGCCAUGCGGGCAUCUUAUUUGGAGAGAGAAAAUGCGGAGGUUAAGAAGCAAAUGGAGAAAGUUCUGGCAGAAAAUGUGCAGCUGAAGAAGAAGUUGGCAGUUUAUGAAGGAAAGGCUUAAGGUUGAAGGAGUAGAUUGUGUCACAUUUGUUGUGAUUGCCCCCCCUUGGUGCAGCACCAUUGUCUCUGGAACACAAGUAACUUGGUAUCAAACGCACAAUGCCUCAUACUUUUUCCGCACAUCUUGCCACGACAGAUGAAAGGAGGAAAAAAGGCCCACAUCCAGUGCAUUGAUGUAAAAUUAUUUCAUCAGGUGAAAAAGCUGUGUCUUGAAUGAGAGAUCCUCAUCUAACCCAUAAGUGUAUACAAUUUAGAUUCUCAACUGCGGGUACUCUCAGAUGUGGUAACUUUAUAGUCUAACCUGUUAGACAGGGAUAUUUAGAUCUUCAGCAAAAGGUAUCCCCCGAUGUUGAAACUUGUAAGACUAACUUGUUAGACUAUGAUAAAUGGAUAAGGAUAAACAAAUCUACACUUGUUAUUUUAAGUUAACAUCAAAAACCAGUCUGCCUUAAGGUAAAAAAAAUCUGGCAUCUAUACACUUGAUUCCUGGGGUAUUCUUAAAGGAGAGUCUGAAGUAUCUGGCUUAAUGUCUGAAAAUAUCCAAGACUGUCAGGGUCUGCUAUUGGCUGAUUGUUUUAUUCAGCAUCCUCUUUCAUGUCAGGGCCUGCUAUUGGUUGAGUGCUUUAUACAGCAUCCUCUUUCAUUUUUACCUUUAAAUAUUUUCAGUUUGGUUAUUGUGUCUGCACAUGUAUUUGUUGGGAUGGGCAAGUCAUAGGUAAAUUUUGUUUGUUUUGGAUUUGAGGGAUGUUCAUGUAGCAUUUUAGAUAUGACAACACUGCACUAACUGACAAAUAACUUACAUUUUUAAAAUUCUUUUCAUUCAAAGGUGAGAUAACACCUACAUAACUUAACAAAAAUUAAAGAAACAGGACUAACCUAAGACAUUUCUUCUCUUUUAUUUUCUGGUAGUCUUUUGAGUAACUGAGAGAAUUUAAUAACUCUUAAUAUGUAGAAAGUUGGAAGUUAUUUUUCAACAAUUACAGUGUUUAUAGGCUGUGUUGUAUUGUCAACCUGAGUCUGAGACAAUGUGCCUCUGUAACAUAUUAUGAUAGAAAGUAGAAAAUGUGGCUUGGUUGUGGGAUUAAUCUGAUAGAAGUAAUAAUGAAGUGAAUUUAAAAAAUUGCAGUGGAAAUUUUUCUCAGAUUUUUUUUUCGAAGACAAAUUUUUAUCAUUCACAAAAGAGGACAUAUUCUGAACAAUUGUUGAAUAAUUUUUGGAAAGAUUGCUUUCAUGUGAUUGACAAGACAAGAAUUAAGACAUAUUACUUAAAAAUCUUUAUAGACAACAAACUUGAUCUUGAUUUAGAGAUGGGUCAAAGUUUACUUUUAUAUAUCAAACUGUCAAGCACAUUUAUUUCAUACAUUAGUGAAGAUCAGAACAAAAAUGGAUAUUUUAUAUGAAAAAGCAAAGUUGCUACAUCAUCAAUACUCUGGAAAUUGUAGAUAACAAAUGGCGUUGGCAUAAAAAAUUGGUUCUGUCUUGACAUUUAUCAGUUAAUUUGGCACUGGCGGUUCAUUUUUAACCAACGCAGUUUGAUAUUUAGGCCAAGGAUGUUAAUGCAUUUAUCUGAUAAAGGACUUUGUUCUUUGAUUGUUGUAUAGUAAAACCAGUAUCAUUAAUGUGUAAAUAUAUAUAUAUUGAGUGGUGUUGGUGUGUAUAUAGAUAAAUGAAUAUACGAAUAUCUUACUUCUGUGAUGAGGAGUCGGCUGUAGUGAUUUAUACUGGAUGCCAUUAUGUCACAUGAUGUCAUUAUGUCGUGAUGCUGUAGUUGCGUGUUAUGAUAAUAAAAGCAAGGUGAUUCAGAAAUAUAACUGUAGAGUCAGGGAUGUGAUUUUUCCAACUAUCCUUGGAUUUUCGACUUUUUGGGAGCCAAAGAUAUCGUUUUUGAGAUUGAUGUAGAUCUGCAAUUAAAACUGGGGUGGGGGUGGGCGACUGAUCUGGACCCCACGCCGUAUUUUCUGACUUUUUCACUUAAUGGCAGUCUCGUCCCUGAACAGAGAGCAUUUAGGUGAUAUUCAUUGCCAGUUGGGAUUCAUUCAUCUAGAAUGAUCUUUAAAUUAAUUAAAACAUUUGAAAAAUACAAGGAUCUCUGUAAUAAGAAAAGUUUUGGGUCUGAUAAUUAAAAAUGUUUAACAGAUAUCUUGUAACUGUGACCAGAGUUAGGAUUUCAAGUCAUUUAACUGUUAUGUUCAUCUGUGUCGUUCAUAUGGUUUAGAAAAUUUAUGGUUCAGGUUCCUAAUACCUGGUGUUAAUGAUACAAACACACAAGCAAGUUUUGUAUUGAUUGUUGUAAUGAAAUUUUCUCUGAUAUAGUAAAUAUAUAUUUUGUAAAGCAA